CAAGCGAAGCGCAUCCGCCUCUUCCCCGCGAGUGCGAGUGCGAGUGCGAGUGCGGAUGCGUGUUCCCCGCGGGAUCCCGUCAAGCGCAGACGCAACAACCGACGUACGUCAAUAAGAACCCUGAGCAGCAGCUCGACUCGAAUCAGUUGAUCCUUAACGAACGACAACAUGUCCGGAUCUGAGAGCUAUUACGUUGGAGUUGAUGUCGGAUCGGGAAGUGCAAGAGCAUGUUUGAUCAAUGGUGCUGGAGACAUCCUAAGCAUUGCCGUGAAGGACAUCAAGACCUGGAAAACAAAAGAUAUCCACGAACAAUCUGCCGACGAUAUCUGGGGCGCAUGUUGUUCAGUCACUCGACAAGUCAUCGAAGAGUCGAAGGUUCUGGCAAGUACUGUUAAGGGUAUUGGAUUCGACGCGACGUGUUCUCUCGUGGUUCUUGAUCGCCAGACGGAUGCCCCUAUCUCCGUCUCUGGUCCCAAAUUCGACGAAAGCGAGAGGAAUAUCAUCUUGUGGGCCGACCAUCGCGCGCUGGAUCAAGCGAACAGAAUCAACGCUACGGAACACAACCUGUUGAAGUACGUGGGUGAGACGAUGUCAUUGGAGAUGGAGAUCCCGAAGAUCCUGUGGUUGAAGGAGAACAUGCCUACAGAAACAUUCAAGAAGUGCAAGUUUUACGAUUUGCCUGAUUUCUUGACAUACAGAGCUACCGGAGAUGAAGCGAGAUCUUUCUGUUCAACCGUGUGUAAGAUGUCGUUUGUCCCGCCUGGUGUCGACGAUUCCAAGGAUGGCUGGCAAGCGGACUUCUUUGAGUCAAUUGGGUUAGGGGAGUUUGUGGAGAACGAUUACGUGCAGAUCGGUGGUAUUCCGGACAAGAACGGCCGGUGGUUGUCUGCUGGUGAAGUGGUCGGUGGCCUCUCUGACAAAGCCGCUGCGGAGUUGGGUUUGGAGAAGGGAACGAAGGUCGGAUCCGCCGUGAUCGAUGCAUACGCCGGCUGGAUCGGUACGGCUGGAGCGAAGCUGAACGGUAGCGAUGCGAAGGAGGCACAGCAGGAGGGAGCACAGAGUAUCGAGGCAGCAAGUAACCGCCUUGCGGCUGUUGCGGGAACGAGUACGUGUCAUUUGGUGUGCUCGAAGGACCCGGUGUUCGUGCCAGGAGUAUGGGGUCCUUACAAGGACGCCUUGAUUCCCGACUUUUGGUUGGCGGAAGGAGGUCAAAGUGCGACCGGAUCCCUCUUGCACCAUAUCACGCAUAACCACAAGGCCUUCCCGGAAGCGGAAGCGAAGGCGAAGGGACUUGGUAUCCCCGUCUUUGAGUACCUCAACCGCCGACUGGAAGAACUUCGUGUAGAGGACAAUGCGCCUACGAUUGCGCAUAUGGCACGUCAAUUGUUCAUGUAUCCCGACUUCCACGGCAACAGGUCUCCAUUGGCUGACCCAACCAUGAGGGGUACCAUCAUUGGCUUGGGAAUGGAUGCAGACAUUGAUAGUUUGGCGUUGCAAUACCAUGCUGCGAUGGAAGCUAUCGGACUUCAGACAAGACAUAUCAUUGACUCGAUGAACGCUCGGGGUCACAAGAUUGACAGCAUCUACAUGUCCGGUGGCCAAUGUAAGAACCCAGUUCUCAUGCAUCUCAUCGCGUCCUGUACUGGUCUGCCAGUCAUCAAACCUCACUACAUCGACGCAGCCGUCGUCCUCGGUGCCGCUAUGCUCGGUAUGAAGGCUGCCACAGGGAAGGAUGCCAGUUUGUGGUCUAUCAUGGGAGAAUGUUCGAAGGCUGGAACGGCGGUGUUCCCGACCAAGAGUAACACAGAAAAGGAUAUUUUCGAGAUCAAGUAUGGUAUCUUCUUGAGUAUGGCGGAUCAGCAGAGGAGGUUCAGGGCUCUUGUUGAUAGAGCUGCCGAGGGUGGCGAGAUGUCAAGGGAUAUUUGAGGGAAAGCUAUCACGGUCUAGGACACCAAUUGCAAAAACAAUGUCUAUAUUCUUGCCGCCUCAUUGCGGUUUCAUAGCAAGAAGUUGGCUAUCGUGUUCCGGUUGUCGUUCUUUUAUUACCGUGUCUAGAAUUCGUCUUCAUCCC
This is a messenger RNA of Saitoella complicata NRRL Y-17804, 2071 nucleotides long. RefSeq names its product ribitol kinase. The record is from RefSeq and is a predicted model, not a curated record. Bases 169 to 1926 code for a protein of 585 amino acids. Gene Ontology annotation, molecular function: kinase activity; phosphotransferase activity, alcohol group as acceptor. NCBI's taxonomy places the organism in Eukaryota, Fungi, Ascomycota, Saitoellomycetes, Saitoellales, Saitoellaceae. Gene Ontology annotation, biological process: carbohydrate metabolic process. The transcript has 4 exons.